UAGCGCACAUGAGCAAAGCCUAGAAACUGAAAGUCAUUCCAUGCCCACUGGCUUCCGGCAUACUCACCCAGCGACCCAGCGCGCACCAUCUGGAAGCCCUCCUAGUAUUGCAAAUGCGACGAGUACAUUACUUCAUUCAGAAACUUCUGAACGAUCCACCAUGCCGAAAGAGCAGCACACGGAGCAUGUUUCUCUUGUUUCAAAAGUGCAUGGCAGCACGCCUGCUAAAAGUACAACGCGGCACCAUGGAUCACAGCAAUCAGCUGUAACGACCAGUACAUCUGAGGAAAGCCAGGCAACAGAGGCUCAUUCUAUACCACCCUCAUCAGAAAGUAUUUCUGUUGCUCAAGCUACAACAGUAUUCCAUACAAGUAGGCGCGCAGAAGACAUUACGCGCCCACCUCCGUCACGGCAAACAACUCACGUGAUCACUACACAAGAACAGAGUCUGGCAACCGUGGAACAAUCCGUGCCUGAUUCAUCUCAAUCUCCUACCGGUAUUGAGACAACUACGGUGACCCACACCGAAAGAUCAGAAGAAACCACAUCACCAUCAAUACAAGCUACGGAACGUGCUCUGAAUGCUUCAACGGCUCAUUCAAGUACACGUUCCGAAAGCACAGCACACACCUCACGGCAAACAGCUCACACAGGCAGCACACAAGAACAAAGCCCAGCAACAGAAGGUCAUUUGUUACCUAGCAGCACAGCUCAUACUCUCCCAUCGUCCCAGCAUACAUCAUCUGGAAGCCCCUCUGGUAUUAAGCAUUUGACUAGUACAUCACUUCAACAAGAAGCUUCCGAACAAACGACUGUGACGGCAACAGAAGCAACAGAGCAUGCUUCAAAAGCCCAUACGAGCAUGGCGACAGCAGGUACAUCGCACCCAUCUCUGUCGCACCAAUCGGUUAGCACGCUUAAAGAGAGCCUGGCAACGGAUGAGCAUGCCAUGCUGUCAUCGUCCGAAAGUCCUUCAGUUACGGAAGCCACUACGGCGCACCUUCCCAAAGGCUCGGAAGAAACCAUUGCGACGUCAACAUCAGUUGAAAAGGAUGUUACAAAUGCCUCGAUAGCAUAUGUAAGUACGCAUGCUGAAAGCACAACACACCCACCUAGGUCACGACAAACCGCUCAUAUCUCAAGCACACAAGAACAAAGCCUGUCGACGGAAAAGCAUUUUGCACCCACCAGCUCUUUGCAUACUCACCCAGCGACCCAGACUGCUUCACCUGAAAUUCCCACGACUGCAAACCUUCGUUCAACAACAUCCGAGCAGACCUCUGCACCGGCAACAAAACCCACAGAGCAAGGACCGCAUAUUACACAAGCUCUUACUGGCACGCAUACUGAAAGCACAACGCACCCACCUGUGUCUCAACGAUCAGCUGGAACGGUUAGCAUGCCUGAAGAGGGUCAGGCAACAGAGGGUCCUUCUAUAUUACCUUCAUCAGAAAGUCCUUAUGCACAGGAAGCUACAACGGCAUUCCAUCCCGAAACUUCAAGGCAAGCAGCAUCUCCGACAGCGGAAACGACAGAAUACACGUGGAAUGCUUCACAAACGUAUUCAAGCAAGCGCGCAGAUGCCAUUACCCAUCCACAUCCGUCACGGCAAACAACUCACGUGACCACUACACAAGAACAAAGUCUGGCAACCGUGGAACAGUCUAUAUCUGCUUCAUCCCAACCUCCCUCCGGUAUUGAAACAACUACGGUGACCAACACCGAAAUGUGGGACGAAACCACAUCAUCACCAACACCGACUGCGGAACGUGCUUUGAGUGCUUCAACGGCUCAUUCAAGUACACGUGCCGAAAGCACAGCACACCCCUCACGGCCAGCAGCUCACACAGACAGCACACAAGAGCAAAGUCCAGCAACAGAAGGCCCGUUGUUACGUACCAGCCUCGCUCACACUCUUUCAUCGUCCCAGCGUGCAUCAUCUGGAAGCCCCUCUGGUAUUAAGCAUGUCACGAGUACGUCACUUCGGCCAGAAACUUCCGAGCAAACCCCUGAGACGGCGACAAAAGUUACGGAGCAUGUUUCCCACGUUUCAAAGGUCCCAUACGAGCACGCAAACAGCAGGUGCAUCGCACCCAUCUGUGUCGCACGAAUCGGUUAGCACACCUAAAGAAAGCUUGGCGACGGAAGAGCAUGCUAUGCUGCCAUCGUCCGAAAGUCCUUCAGUUAUGGAAGCAACUACGGCGCACCUGCCGAAAGGCUCCGAAGAAACCAUUGCAACGUCCACAUCAGUUGAAAAGGAAGUUACAAAUGCUUCAAUAGCAUAUGCAAGUACGCAUGCUGAAAGCACAACACACCCACCUCGGUCACGGCAAACGGCUCAUCCGAGAAGUACACAAGAACAAGGUCCGUCGACGGAAAAACAUUUUGUACCCACCAGCUCUUCGCAUACUCACCAAGCAACCCAGCCUGCUUCAACUGAAAUUUCUGCCGUGACGACUGCAAGCCUUCGUUCAGCGACAUCCGGCCACACUACUGAACCAGCAACAGCACCGGCUGAGACACUUCCGCAUGUUUCGCAACCUGUCACUGAUGCGCAUGCUGAAAGUACGACACACCUUCCUAUGUCACAACAACCAGUUGGAACGGCCAGCGUCCCUGAAGAAGGUCAGGCAACAGAGGGCCUUUCUAUACCACCUUCAUCAGAA
Messenger RNA from Pollicipes pollicipes, 2666 nucleotides. Its product is annotated as mucin-5AC-like. The transcript has a single exon. Bases 41 to 2119 code for a protein of 692 amino acids. The record is from RefSeq and is a predicted model, not a curated record. NCBI's taxonomy places the organism in Eukaryota, Metazoa, Arthropoda, Thecostraca, Pollicipedomorpha, Pollicipedidae.